Bactrocera tryoni is the source of this 973-nucleotide messenger RNA. RefSeq lists its product as uncharacterized. The record is from RefSeq and is a predicted model, not a curated record. NCBI's taxonomy places the organism in Eukaryota, Metazoa, Arthropoda, Insecta, Diptera, Tephritidae. The transcript has 4 exons. Bases 4 to 597 code for a protein of 197 amino acids.
AAAAUGACGUCACAAAAUAAUUUUUUAUUCAAUUCUCUCGAAUGCGGAAGUUCUUCAAUUUUAAGUGGAGAAAAUAUCAAUGUGUCCACCAUUACUUCCCGAAACACCUCCUCCUGGCAGAAAAACAUGGAACAAAGAAUACGGAAGCUAGAGGAAAUAUCGGCGCAGAACACUAUACUCCUGGAGCGGAUUAUUGACAUAUUGCAACCGAAGAAGAUUGAUUUAAUGAUAUUUCCUAUUAAAAGCAUAAAUGAUUUAGCAUCUACAGAGUCCUUGCUUUUGAAUAAGCCUGAGGCAGAAAUUGUGGCGUAUCUGAAGCAAAAAUUUUCAAAGAGACCCCUAUCAAAAAUUUUGGAUGAAGUGAUUGCGGAGUCCCUGCUCUUAAAAGUGAAUUGGGAUGGAGCCAAAAAAAAAGUUGCAUUGAAGAAUUAUGCACUUUUCAAUAAAUUUCUUUACGAGGCCUUAAAAGAUGACUACUCAUACCCUGAUUUUGAGGCAAAGAUCAAAAAGGCGUUUCUCAAAUGUAAGGCUCAGUUCUACAGGAACACUUAUAAUAUAAAAAAAAAUAAUAAAUUUCAUGUACAUUCAUUUAAUUAAAAAAUUUUAAUAAAAAACAAUAUUAUAAAAAUUUGUUUUUGUUAAAAUAAUUGCAGGUUGAAAAUAAUAUAGGAUUUAUCAUAGAGAUCUCCUAUAGAAGUAAUCAUAGAGAUGUCCUUUAGGAUUAAUCAUAGAGAUCUCCUAUAGUAGUAAUCAUAGAGAUCUCCUUUAGGAGUAAUCAUAGAGAUCUCCUAUAGCGGUAAUCAUAGAGAUCUCCUAUAUCAGUAAUCAUAGAGAUCUCCUUUAGGAGUAAUCAUAGAGAUCUCCUAUAGCAGUAAUCAUAGAGAUCUCCAUUAGGAGGUUAAAAGGAGUACUCGCGUUCCAAUGACAUGCAAUGUUAAAAACGAGUAUACAAUUUUACGUGUAUUUACACACG